CAAAAGAUGGCGUUCACGUUUGCGGCUUUCUGCUACAUAGUGGCUUUAAUAUUGACUGCAUUUCUCAUUUUCUUUGCAGUAUUCCAUGUGAUCGCUUUCGAUGAACUGAAGUCUGACUACAAGAAUCCGAUAGACCAGUGUAACAGCUUGAAUCCGCUGGUGUUGCCCGAGUAUAUCCUCCACUUUUUCUACACGUUGUUGUUCCUCUUCGCCCUGGAAUGGUUCACGGUGAUCCUCAACCUCCCCCUCAUAGGAUAUCACAUUCACAGGUACCGUACCAGGCCGGUGAUGAGCAGGCCUGGGCUCUACGACCCCACGAGCAUCAUGAAUGCGGACCAGCUCUCCAGGGCCAUGAAGGAGGGAUGGAUCAAGCUGGGCUUCUACAUCAUCUCCUUCUUCUACUACCUAUACGGGUCAACAAGAAGAAAUCAGAUGGAGCAAGAUCCGGAGGACGGCGAGAAGAAACCGCCGGCGAAGAAGAAUGCCCGGGCCAUCCUGGAGAGCGUGUGCAGCGACUUCGAGAACAUCGACCUCCCGUGCCCGAAGCAGAAGGCCAAGUCCAGGCCCCGUUCGGACUUCAUCCAGUUCGGACGUCCCGCGGAGGUGACGGUCGAGCCGAUCCGGGACGAGGGGGCGGCGGUUGAGCCGGUGCUGACCCUGGACGAGGCGUCGCGACUGGUGUCGGGACUGUUCGCGGGCGGCGGGGGCGGCGAGGUGGUGUCGUCCUCCGUGGCGGAGCUGGCGGACGCCGAGAUCGUGCAGACGGGGGAGGAUUGCGUGUCGAUCAUCAUCACGAACCCCCGCUUCGUGGAGGUGAUGACCGGGGGGCCGGAGGCGCAAUCGUCGGCGGAGACCAUCAUCGACCUCCCGAGGGGGAGCCUGGAGGAGGAGCCGGCGGUCACCCUGCCCGAGCCGAGGAGGCCGGCCUUCGACAAGCCGGUCGUGUACCGGCCCGACUCCAACCCCAAGGCCAGACGAAUCACGGCCAAGAUGAGGAACCUGUGGGCCGAAGAACUGGAGGCCAAAGGUCAGCUGACUUGCCCCCUUCCUGGAUGCCUACAGACUUUUGAAACGAUGACCAACUUCAGGACUCACUACAAGUUCUGUGCAGGGGUGAGUGCUCCCUCUGUUAAGCCUUGCAUUAAGUUCAUAUUCUAG
Uloborus diversus is the source of this 1158-nucleotide messenger RNA. RefSeq lists its product as uncharacterized. Gene Ontology annotation, cellular component: COPII-coated ER to Golgi transport vesicle; endoplasmic reticulum membrane. Gene Ontology annotation, biological process: endoplasmic reticulum to Golgi vesicle-mediated transport. Bases 7 to 1158 code for a protein of 383 amino acids. The record is from RefSeq and is a predicted model, not a curated record. The transcript is spliced from 6 exons. NCBI's taxonomy places the organism in Eukaryota, Metazoa, Arthropoda, Arachnida, Araneae, Uloboridae.